AUGUCUGUCCAGCACAGAAUUCAAGAUUCUACUCUAAUUGAACUAACUAUUUGUGGAAGUAGCAAGGCUGCGGGGGCGGCCGGCGGGGGGAGCUCAGGGCAGCGCUGGGACGGCGGGGCACGGGCGCGGAGAGACUGGCAGGCCGGGAGCGCGAGGGGAGCGAGCCGGACAGAGCGGGGUGGCGGCAGCCAGCCGGACAGGGACACACACAGCAACGCCGAGCAGGCAGGAAAGAAGAGGAGACGAUGCCGCAGCCCGGCACUUAUAGGAGGAGCGGGGAGGCGGCGCCACGCGUCACAAGCAUGGGGGAGAGGGCGGCGCCUGCAGCGGGCCAAGCCGGUAACCCGCCGCCUCCGGCCUCCACUGCCCCGGGCACAGCGCUCUAGGCGGGCCUGGGGCGCAUGCGUCGGUAGGGAGCGAGAGCGCGGCGGCGAGCCGACCCCUGCACUUUGCACCUCAGCUGCCGGCUGGGCUUCCCUUUGUCCGGUGUUUGCCCACUCCAACCCCCAACCAUCCAGGGGGCCAAGGAGAAGGAAACAACUGAGCACUGCAUCUGCCCACAGCAGCCCCAUAAAGGGACCAAGGAAACAACUUACUGUGGUAUCUUCCCAACCUCCAACACACUUCAGAAAAGGCACUGAAAAUGGAAGAAGCAGCAUAUUACUAGAGCAUCCUAUUCACCUCUGCUUCGCAACAGGAGCAGGGGGGAAAGGAAGCAUGAAGUCUGAUUGUCACUCACAAAGAGUAGGGUGGUACCUGUAUGUUAAGAAAAUAAAGGACUGCUCCAUGAAAAAUGUCAGGCAAAAAGUUAUUGUUAAAGGACACCAGGCCACAAUAUUGUUAUUCAUGGAACAAAAGUUUACACAGUACAAAAUAAUUUAUGUCAAAGGGUCUGAUAGUUGGCAUAAUGAUUCUAUAAUUAUUGCUUGAAAACACAUUUUAUCUGAUUCAAUGUUUUGUGGUAGUUCUUUAUUGGAAAUGGGUUAUGGGCUAUUAGGCAUCAAAUAAAAGGCAU
Messenger RNA from Gopherus flavomarginatus (Mexican gopher tortoise), 1015 nucleotides. RefSeq lists its product as uncharacterized. The record is from RefSeq and is a predicted model, not a curated record. Bases 1 to 930 code for a protein of 309 amino acids. The transcript has 3 exons. NCBI's taxonomy places the organism in Eukaryota, Metazoa, Chordata, Testudines, Testudinidae.